Molecule: messenger RNA, 6680 nt
Organism: Morone saxatilis (striped sea-bass)
Lineage: Eukaryota; Metazoa; Chordata; Actinopteri; Moronidae
Gene: rnf150b
Product: ring finger protein 150b
Source: RefSeq, a predicted model, not a curated record
AUGAAACUUGAUCCAAAUCAGGAGGUACAGGAGUACAGUGGAGCAGGACGUCGGGUGGUGUGUGUCCAUCUCUUCAUCGUGCUGAUGAUCAUCUCGCUCGCCUGGCUCGUCUUCUACUACAUCCAGAAGGUUCAGAUAGCCAACGCACGCGACCGGAACCAGGUACGGGGACCGGACCGCCAGCGGAAGGCCAUCAGCAAGCUGCAGGUUUCCGCACCAUUCAAGGGAAGGAGCGACCAGGAGACGGGAGGCCGGACUUCGGACAACUGUGCCGUUCUGCAUCGAUGGCUACAAGCGCCAACGACGUCGGUCCGAAUACUGCCCUGCAGACAUUUGUUCCAUAAAGCCUGCGUGGAUCCGUGGCUGCUGGAUCACUGCCACGUUUCCAAUGUGCCAAGAUGAAACAUCCUCAAAAGCCCUGGGGCAAUCCUGAACGCAGAUUGUCUGGACGACCUUGCCGCUUGGACUACGACCUCGCUCUGGGGCGGCGUGGGCGGAGUCGGCGGGUGGUGCGGAGUCGGCCCUGGCGCUGGAGGCCGUGGUGUCUGGGCGUCGAGCGACGGCACGCUGGAGCGAGGGCGGCUCCUCGUGGUGCUGGACCCCGGCGUGCGGCGUGGACUCCGCUAGGACUACCAGGACCCCGACACCCUCAGGAGACAGCCCCUGACAGCCACACAGGACACAACCACAGGUGAGCUACAGCCGAUGGCGAGCAGCGCCUCGGUGGCGUCCCUGGUCAUCACCGUGGAAACGGGUCUCUCGGACGAGGAGGGGUCCAUGGAGCAGUCUCAGCUGGGGGACAAGUCCUGAGAGGAGCCGAACAGAACCGAACCAGAUCCCCCACCCCCACCCCCAAAAAAAGGACUCCGAUCAGGUUCAGCGGACCUGAAUGCACUCAGGACCCAGGACCCGGUUCUGGGUUUAACACAUAGUCAGCAUUGUCGUCCGUGUGAUAUAAAACCAAACCAACUCGUCUAAAAGCAGGACUUUGUGCGUGUGAGUUGGUUCUUGGUUCCCGACCUGGUUUGGUUUUUAGUCUCCUCUUGGACCGGUUAGACCCCGAACCCAGAACUUUAUCCAGUGUGUGUUUAACCCGGAGAUAUAACUCCGUCUGUCGCUGCCUCUGUUGACGCUGUUUCUCGGAACAGAAGCUCCGACUCAUUUCAGAUGUUGUGGAACUCGACGGGAUUCGAACGCGUUUAUACUCCGAGAAACACUGAAACUCGUGUGGAAACAGGGUAGAACCUGAGGAAGUCGUCCGCCAAAUGAGCCAAUCUGGAGGAUGAAUGCAUUAAAACUUCCUGGUUGUGUCUGACAGCGAAAUCCAGGACCAGGACCAAGACCAGGACCGGGAGUCGACUCUCGUCUUCGGACCUUCUGCUGGAAAAUUCUGUCACAUGGGUUUUUCCUGAUAAAGAGGCACAAAAACUUUAAACCUCUGAGCUCGUCCUGGUCUGGAAGGUUAAAUUAGCCCCUUUUUUUUUUUUUUUCGAUUUUUGUUUCUGGAUGCGGUGACUGACUUUUAUUUUGAAAGGACACACCAGCUACUCUGGGCAGAAGAUUCAGUUUUUGUUGUUUUAUUUUGCUAAAAACGGUGGCAGUAUUAGAGCUACAGUUUGACUGCAGUAUUGAUUAGCAACUACACAGUGUUUUAAUUCCUCUUUCUGCCUGUCUGUAGGUUUCUAGGCUCCUUUUUAAUCUUCAAGAUACUCCGACAGUAUUUUGGUUUGGAUGCUUCCCGAGGCUCCAAACAAAACAGGGUUCCUAUGUGAGAACGUGCUGUUGACUGUUAGCCGGGCCGUGCAGAGUAUUAUAAGGUAGGAGAAAGGUUGACGAAAUGUAGGAUUUCACUACAAGAAUUUAAAUAAUAACAAUAAACGUGUGACACUAGUGGGAAGAUCUUGCAGCUUGGGUCUUCGAAGCGUUCAUGGGGAGAAAUGCCACAAUGAUGGAGAGUUUUCAGCUGCACCAUCCACCUGUUCUCCUCUUGUAGUAGUUUAUCAGCAGUUAAACUUGUUUACCGCCGGGCAGACACUGCACGAUCCUGUUCUGUUCACUUUGGGAUGCUCACGCUGAUUUUAAAUUAAAAUUCAGACUACUAAACGAGUAAGAAAACACUCAAAAUUGAGCGAAAUUUAGGUUAAACGUCGCAAAAAUGUGCUGCGUUACGUUAUUAAUCGUAAAUAUCAUUAAUAAUUUCCUCAGAGAGAUCAGAGUCCGUCAUCUUGGGUUUGCAAUCCGACGAUCUGUUAGAAAUUCGGUCUGAUAAUUUGGGUUUAACUCGUGCAGCGUCCGCCUGGCGUCAGAUACACAGACUUUCCCCAUCAGUCUUCCAUCGUGGCCGUCUCUCCUGAGCCCGAACAUUCGGUAUAACGCCUUGUAGGAACCCUGCCUUUAUUGUUGCCUUGUUUUGUUGUUUCACCGUCCGUCUGCCUGACCACCACGUGUCCGUUUCCCCCCCGUGCUGCCUUUUAAAAAUAAAACAAAGAACAAACUUUAAACCCCGACAAUCAUCAGAUCUUUAACGUAGCUAGUCAGGGGAUCUCUUCUCUGAAACGUGAGCAAACGUGAACUAAGAACCCGCAUGUGUGUCCGCCGCAGACGGCGUGUUAGCUGCCCUUUUUAAAUUAACGCCACCAAAACAAACUGUGAAAGGCGUUUAAAAAAUAAAAUAGGUUUACACAGUCGUAGAAACACAUUAAGAGCAAAAGCUUUCCCCGCUUUAGUGAGUGUAAAUAUAUGAAAACGCGUAUUCCACAGAUUCACUGCGCCGCGCGGGCGGCGAGGGGUCGCGUCGCGGUUUGUCGCCGGGCAACCGCGAGCUUCCUGAAACGAGAGAUUAAAAAAAAAAAAAAAAGAUUGUCAUCUAUUUUGAUACCAGAGGAGAAGUUUAUUUUUGUAACAGAGACACCCAGCAGCAAAGACUGACCUCCCUCCCCCCUCACGACCUGGUGAUCCUCAAUGUGAUUGAGUAUUGAUCGGCAGAUUUAAGUGUUUGAUUAUUUGUGUAAUUGUACAUACGGAACGCAAAUUCAUGACAUGAAUUUAAACUAUUGGAAGUUUGUUUGUUUGUAAACAUUCAGGAUCCGAUAGUCGAUGUAGCCGGAGGAAAACUGAACCCGAGAGAAUUUAACCGUCCUAAGCCCCGCCCCUUUUUGGCUCUCUGCUCCAAUAACGGUUGCGCAAGCCUCGAUCAAUUUCCCUCCUUUCCUGUGCUUUGAUAUGCUACGUGCUAGGCUAAUCUAGGUUGAAAAGAGUAAAAGCCUAGCACGUAGCAUAUCUAAGGUGGAAGUUGACCGAGGCUUGCUCGACUGUGAUUGGAGCAGAGAGCCAAAAGUGGGCGGGGCUUACGAAGGGUCAUUUGAGCCCGAGUGUAGACCAACACUGUUUAUUUCCCGCCUCUCUUUCGAUGCUAAUGUCUUAAAAUUAAUUCAAACAGACUUCCUCAAACUGAAUUCAGGACCUAAAACAAUAAAUUGAAGUGAAGGUCUUUUAACGGCCUUUUUAUGUACAUAUUGUUUUUCAAAUUAAAGCAACUUCCAGGACAAGAUGAGUCUGUAAAUUCAGGCAAAGAAAACCGCCUCCAAAAUAAAACCCCGGGAUGAAAAGUGUUUGUGUUUCCAGUCCUUCCAACGAGUUAAUUUCCCCUCAGGUUCAGAAAGUAAGUAUUUUUAAGUUUCUUCCUACUUUUAAUCUGUCGUCUCUCCUCGGUUUAACAUCCGAGGACGAGUUCAUUCUCAGUUAUCAGCUAUAUAACAAACACUAGUUAAUUUAAACACCUGUAACAGUGGCGCAGAGCGUGUUUGCUGUAAUAUGCGAACAAUGGGUUUGUAUCGCCUUGUCUUGGCCAAUUUUAAGCGAAUAAUGUUUUUAAUUAAAGUCACUUACUUUUGUGUUUAUAAGCUUUAUUUUCAAGGGAUUUAAUUGUUAUUUUCACAUUUGCACUGUUUCAUUGUUUUGUUUUUAAUGCGACUGCGAUUCUGCUGCCAACGUAGUGAAAGUGAACUCAACCCUCCUCCUUCCUGUCGAGACUGAGGCUGCUGUGGCAUGUCGGUCCCACCUUUAAAUAUCCAGAUCGAACCUCAAAUAAAGUUUCAUUACAAACCCAAAAUGUGUCAAAUCAUCAAAAACGGUCAAAUACAGAAAGCUGGCGUCAAAAAUGUCUCUUUGAUCAAAUAGUUUCUGAUUUCAGUCUUUUUUUUUUUUUUUUUUUAGGUUAAUUUCUGUUUGGCUGUUUUUGUUUUGAUAACAUUUUACAUUUGAGAAGUUUAGUUUAUUUUGUUAGUUAUAUUUUUCAAAGUAAAAGUAUUGCUUUGGUAUCGGUACCAAAGCCCUGCGUUUGUGCAAAAUGCUAACUAUCUAACUAUUGAUGUAGAUUAGCUAGCUCGCUAACAAUAACUAGCUAAUCUACAUCAAAUUAACCAGCUAUCAUCAAGUUAGCUGCUGUUAGCAAAAUGCUCAUUUACAUUAGCUGUUAGUUAACUAGUUAGCCAACAUUUUGCUAACAAUAGCUAACUUGCGUUUAGUUUUCAGAUGUUACUACCUAGCUAACAAUUGAAGUAGAGUAGCUAUUUAGCUAUGACUGCCCUUCCUUAAUAACUUUAACCCGUUUUAACGAGCUAGUUAACGUAAAUACACUAAUUAGAAAGCUUUACGGAUCUGUUAUGUCAUUUUUAGGGAUUUUUACGUGUGAAUGGGGAAAAACGAGUUAUUUUAGUGCCGACACAAUAAUUGAUUGAUUCAAAUAAUUUAAUAUUAAACUAUUAAACUUCAGAUUCGGUAUGUUUGGGCACUAAAAUACCUCCAUACAUUUGUCCAUUUCACACCUAAAGAUGAACGCAGAUAUUUUCUGUUUACGAUUAUUUGUGACACUUAACGUGAUUUCCUGCUUCGUUAACGUAAACAGAUUCAAAGAAAAUAACAAGAUCUCAUUUUAUAACUACGACUGUUAUAAUUAUGAGUAAAUCAAAAAUGUAAGAUUGGAGACGAGAUCAUUUCAAUGACGUUUUAGUCUUGAUAGAAAUAAUAGAUUUUAUAAAUCAAAAUCAAAAGUUUUUCAAUAAGCUAACGAGUUAAAAUGGGACCCUCGUGUCACUGCCAGUAAUGACGUCUGAUUGGUUCUUUGUUUUCGCCGAAUGCUGUGUUUUCAUUGGUUGCUUCGCCUCUUUUGUUGAUGCACUUUAAUUCUGUUUCUCUGGAAGGUUCUGAUAGAUCUCUCCUUUUAUACUCCCGAUCGCUCUCAACGGACAUUUAAAUUUCUCUCCGACUUUUAUUUCCGCUGUAUUUUACUUUGAUUCUUUCCCACUUCGGUUGUUGUUUGUUUUCCACUUUAUUCUCUUUUCUUGCCUUUUUUAAAAAGAUUUCUAUGUUGGGAAUGUACGGGAUCGCUCGUUUAUCUUGAAAAUAUAUAUUAGUCACAUCUUAAGUUACCUAAUGUUAGCAAAAUGUUGACUGACUACCUUAAUAACGAUUGAUGUACAUUAACUCGCUAAUCUACAUCAGUCGUUAGGUAGCUAGUUAGCUAUUGUUUUGUUCUGUAGCAAAAUGCUAGUUAAUUAGCUUUAUAACGAUUGUAAAUGAGCUAACAUUAGCUAACUUAGGAUGUGACUCUGUAUAUGUCAUCAAGUUUUUCCAAAUGUCUGUUUUGCUGCUUUUGUUUUGACAAAAUUUUACAUUUGAGAAGUUUAGUUUCUUUUCUUAGUUAUGUUUCUUAAAGUAUUAUUUUGGUACCAAAACCCGCAAAUGUGCAAAAUGCUAACUAGCUAUCUAUCUCACUAGUGAUGUUGAUUAGCUAACUAGUUAGUUUACAUAAACUUUCUAAUCUGCAUCAAGUUAGCUACUGUUAGCAAAAGUUGGCUAACUAGCUAACUAACAAUUUAUGUAAGCAUAUAAAUUAGCUAAUGUUAGCAAAAUAUAAUGAUUUAUGUAAAUUAGCGUUUUGCUAACAUUAGUUUUCAGAUGUAACUACCUAGCUAAUGAUUGAUGCAGAUUAGGUAGCUCGUGUUUUGCUUUGCUAACCAGCUAUUUGUUUUUAUUCUCUUUUCUUGUCUUCCUGUAUGAUUUCUAUGUUGGAAAUGUGGGAGAUUGUUUUGUGUGAUGUUGAUAAAGAUCUGAUAGACCUUAAACUACAAAUUGUACAAAUUUGUAGACUGACUGCCAUAUAUUUUUGCCAUAUAUUGUAAUUUGUGUUGUAGUUUAUGAGGCAGGUGAAUCCUGAGCCACGUAAUCCCACUGGGGAUUAUACAUUAUAAUCUCUACGCCGCCUGCUUGUUGGUGGAUUUAAGUACAUUUCAGCAGUUCUGAUUGUGUUAAAUUAGUGUUAAAUCACAGCUAUAGAAGACGGCAUCAUCUGCAAAGAAACAAAAGCAAAAGAACAAAAACAGACGUUUCAGAUCCUUCCAGAGAGACGAUACGAUGCGAUGUAGCCGCGUUAACCCCUCUGCUACCAUGACAACAGGGUGUGAAAUGGUGUCGUGUGUGUUUCUACAAUAUUAAUUGUUUUUCAGAGCGUCUGUUUGUGUGGUUGUCCUGUGCACGCAAACACAAAAAUACCUACAUACACACGUGUAAAUACAAGGCGGCGUGACGCCAUGUUGUUUCUGUGUUUCAGUUGUUGCACGUGUUCUGAUUCAGGACAGAAUUUAAAUAAAAUUUUAUUGCAAGUUUUUGUUUUUAUUCCA